Messenger RNA from Phytophthora infestans T30-4, 1467 nucleotides. RefSeq names its product Amino Acid/Auxin Permease (AAAP) Family. The record is from RefSeq and is a predicted model, not a curated record. NCBI's taxonomy places the organism in Eukaryota, Oomycota, Peronosporomycetes, Peronosporales, Peronosporaceae. The transcript is spliced from 2 exons. Gene Ontology annotation, biological process: amino acid transmembrane transport. Gene Ontology annotation, molecular function: amino acid transmembrane transporter activity. The coding region runs from base 1 to 1467 and encodes 488 amino acids.
AUGCCGACGAUCACGGUAAGCGAAGGCAGCCCGUUGCUGGCAGAGCGCCGCAGCUACGCGCUUAGCUCGAUGUCCACGCCGCGUUCGCCCUUCGAGACAGGCUUCCCCACGCUCUUCACGUCUCAAACGCCAUCGCCACGGCCGCAUCGCCUGGUCUUCAACAAACCGCAGCCCCGCCACCGCGAACUGCACGUGUUUCUUACGCUCACCAUGUCCACAGUGGGCGCUGGAAUGCUCUCCGUGCCUUACACGUUCCUUCUGGUACCGACAUGGGCCGCACUACUGGGUAUUGUCAUUGUGGGAGUUGGCAUGGCACUCACAGCCAACGCACUGCUGCUCGCACACGUGCAACUGGCCCAGAAGGAGGAGCAGCAGCAACAUAUCGGAUCUGGCAGGAGAUUCGCGUCCUUCCAGGCCAUCGCCGUCGCGGCAGGAGGUGACGCGUUAGGCUACGCUGUGUCCAUCAUCACAGCUAUCGGCAUAUACGGAGGCUGCGUCGGCUGUGUCCGGAUUGUGCGUGACAUUGCACCCUUCCUUGCUGUUAUGUUCUACCGCAUCAUAUUGGGAGCAAGUGCACAGCCGCUACCGUCAGCCACGGCUCACCAGAUCGGGGACUACGUCAUGUGGGCCGUAUUCGCCUUGGUGGUGUUCCCAUUAUGUCUCAUGAAAAACUUAGCCAAGUUACACAUUUCCAGCUACCUGGGGUUUCUAUUCUCAGUGUAUCUGGUUGUGGCUGUCAUUUACCGAUCAUAUCAUGCCUUGGGCCCACGAGAUAGCGACGAUGACAUGAUGCCGACGGUGAUAACUGGGUCAGCUCUGUCCAGGUUUGCCCAUGCGAUCUCGAUCUACAACUACGCGUUCAUGAUGCACUUGAACCUGGUGCCGCUGUUUAUCCAGCUUCGUGGCAGCUUCUCCGAGCCUCUGAAAGAGUCGAAAUGGAAAAUGUCGAGCUGCAUCUAUGCGCUCAGCACGUUCUGUGUGGUGUUUUACGCCGUUUUCGGGUACUUUGCAGAGAAGCUCUACACUGUGGCAGUACGAGGCAAUGUGUUGCUGAACCUGGAGAAUGACCCGUUAAUGGACAUACCGUUGGUCGCUGUAUUCAGUACUGUGGUGCUAUCCUUCCCGCUGCUAUUCCAUCCUUUACGUGGUGUUCUGGAGGAACUCAUCUUCACUACCAACCUCGACGGUAUCGCGUUUGCCACACGUUUGGGCAGCUCAACGAUCCUCCUGCUUUCUCAGGUGCUGCUGGCAAUUGUGGUCCCUGGUAUCGAAGUUGUCUUUGGCCUCACGGGUGCCAGCACCUGUUUCAUGAUCUGCUUCGCCUUCCCUAUGAUCUUUUUCGCGAGACUCUAUCCCUGGGAGCAAGGUCACAAUGGGAAGCUGUGGAUCACUGCUUUAUGGAUUGUUGUAGCGUUCUUUAUGGUAAUUGGCAUUUCAGCCACGUGGUUUCUGCUCUCGGAAGGUUGA